AUGGCACCACUCCGACGCUACUUGCGGAUUACAAAAUAUUCGGUCCUCGAGGUCCGCAUCUAUCUCGACAGACCUGCUGACGCUGAGGCAUGGCUGUUGAAACGCGAUGAUCCAGCACUGCCACGCGUCAUUCAGGCCAUACGACCGCUUGUACUGCCCAAACUGCGAGAAGAAAACGAGCGGGGUAAAGGCCGAGGUGGUACCAAAUCUAAAAAGAAGGGAGUGAAGGAUGUUGUUGUUGAGGAUGAUUUCGAGGUUUCGAUCUUCUUGACGGACCUAUCCUCCCGCCACUCCGUUCUGACCAAGCAAAAGAUCUUCAAAGACAAGGCCCGCAUCCAGAGCAACUCGGGCAAACUCACCAACUGGCUGACAACCGGAACUAGCGAUCAGCCUGUCGUUAUCAACGAAGAUGCCGCAGAUCCGAUAGUCAUCAGAGAGGAGGACGACGACGACGAGCCUAUCAAUCUUGCUGAUAUCCCUGCAGCCGACGUAGCUGGAAAGCAGCCUGAACGUUCAGCACGACCAAGACGCCGAAGAGGCAACAAAGAGCAUGAUGGAAUCGGCGAUGAUACGGACAGCGAAAGUUCGGAUCUUUUUGUCCCCGAGCCUCCUGCCAAUGGCAGCAAGACGAAGGCCACCACAAGGGAUGAUGAUCAGGCCAGUGAUGAGGAACCACAAGCAGAUGAUAAGAAAAAACUUGGUCUCAAUACAUCAUAUGACGGCUUCAGUAUCUACGGCCGUAUACUAUGUCUUGUCGUUAAGCGCCGUGGCGUGCGAAAUCCGGCAGGAGCGAGUGGCGCAACUUCCAGCCAGGCAAUGCUCGAGAAUUGGGUGUCUACGCAAGCUGUGGCUGAACAGCUUGACGACGAUGAAGACGCCGUUUGA
Alternaria viburni is the source of this 885-nucleotide messenger RNA. RefSeq lists its product as uncharacterized. The transcript is spliced from 2 exons. NCBI's taxonomy places the organism in Eukaryota, Fungi, Ascomycota, Dothideomycetes, Pleosporales, Pleosporaceae. The record is from RefSeq and is a predicted model, not a curated record. The coding region runs from base 1 to 885 and encodes 294 amino acids.